CAGCGCUGAGGGGGAGACACACAUUUUCAUGCAGGUCUACAAGUCCUUUCAUUCAUUGCGUGAUAAUAUUUUUAAUUCGCGUGUUUUCCGUUUUGUUUUUAAAUCUGAGUUUUUAUAGAGUGGUCUCUGAGUGAGUAGAUAUGCAGAAGGGAGUGAAGAUGAAGAUGAUAUCUGAUCAGACCACAGAUGAUUUUAUUCCAGGGGACAUAGUGUUUGCUAAGAUGAAGGGUUAUCCUUUCUGGCCUGCCAGGAUUGGUGAAGGAAAACCCCCUAAAAAUAAGAUCCCCAUCUUCUUUUAUGGAACACACUCGACAACGUUCCUGUACCCCAAAGACAUCGUCCCCUACUGGCCAAACAAAGAGAAGUACGGCCGGCCAAUCAAACGGGGCGGCUUCGAGGAGGGCAUGUGGGAGAUCGAGAACAACCCGGGUGUGGGCCUCAGAGGUCAAAAGAAAGCAGCGCUGGUGAAACGACUGUCAGAGAGUCGACCGAAACUGAAAGACAGGAAGACGAAGAAAGCAGAAAAUCAGAGCGAAGCCAAGAACCAGAUCGUAUCCCGUAAGGAUUCAGUGCCGAAGAGCGAUCCAAACGCAGCGAUGCCUCGUAAGAAAGAAACUCCUGUGAAAACCAGCAAAACAAAGUCUGAAUCUGUCGCGCCAGCAGACGAUAAAACAACCGUAACGAGAUCGACGCGCUCCAGAGAUUCGGCGACAAAGACCGUCGCGCCAGACGAGAGACGGACGGAUGAAGUCGCGCCUGCGAGGAGAGUGACGGCAGUGAAGACGGUCGCCAAACGAAGGAGGAUUUUACCAUCCAGAAAGAUUAUUUUAGCGAGACGAGCGGCAGCAGUAAAGACGCUUUCUGCUCGCAGGAAACACGUACUGAACAGAAAGAUCAUUUCAACCGCCAAGAAACGGAUAGACGCUCAUAAUCUCAAGCAGCCCUCGAGGAUCACGCGCUCCACUGCGGAUCUGACCCAGAACACAAACCAAAUCACUGCCACGUCGGUGGAGCCGCCCGCUCUGAAACGGAAACGCUCGCAAACUGAGUCUGACGUGAAGGAAGACGCUCGUGUUCCUCUUCCUGUGACGAACAGCUCCGCCCCCUGCCGCCCAGCAGAUUCAAAGAGGAAACGGCUCCCAGAGGAGCAGAUGCCUGCACCAGAAGAACCGGAGAAGAGCGAGGUCAAGAAGAUAAACGCACAAGACAAGCCUGAACAGACAGAGACGGUGAAUAAACCCAAGCAGGCGAAGAGCGAAGUUCUGAUUGUCUCUGAAAAGCAGGACGAGACAAAAGAGGAGAAGAAAGCGGUAGAUGAAGAGGUGAGAGCGGACGAGAGCGCUGUGGAGAUACGGAGGAGGAGCAGCGGUGUGACGUCUGUCUGUGUCUCUCAGAGGAGCAAGAUCCUGGCCGAGAAGAGGCAGAGCGUGCUGAAGUCGCUGCAGGGAUUGGUGACUUCCACCAGAGGAAAGACACAGACCGGCGCCGAGGAGCUGCAGAAACGGCCCGAGAGGAGCCGCGGGGCCCGGAGCCCCGUCAAACCCACGGCCGAGGAGGAGGAGAAGAAAGAUCCGGAGCAGAACGGAGAACGUGAACGCAGGAGCACCGAACAGCAGAACAACAACAACAGCAGCAGCAGAGAGGAAGAGUGCAAAGCUCACUCUCUGUCCGUCACAGACUCUUUGCUCUACCGGCUACAUGGUGACAUCAGAAUCUCAAUGACGCUCGAAAAUCCAGAUGUCAGCAAGUGUUUAUUGGCUCUGGAUGAGUUGAGCACCGUCCCGGUCUCGUCUCGAAACAUUCAGAACCACAGCGAGCUCAUCGACACGCUCAGAAAGAUGCGAUGGUUUCGUGGCAGUGAGGCAAUCAUGUUUAAAGCGUCCAUGUUAUAUCAUCGCUUUAAAAACAUCUACCUCAUCGGAGACACCGACGAGACUCUGAGUCAAGAGUACAUCGACUCGCUGCAGGAGGAGAGAGAGACAGACACCAGAUCAGCUGUCAGUCCAACGAGCGUCUGCGAAGAGACCCGAGAUACGAAACAAGCGCCUCAAACCACUGAACACGUGCCUCACCGGUAUGACAUCAUCAUAUGCGGACAGGAGCUGACGCGAGGAAACCGCCGCCGUUUUUAUCGUUGUUAUUCUGAAAUCAGAAUCUGAAAUCUUUUUAUCCGCUGUUGGAGAGAGUUUUAUCCGGUCGGCGUUGCAGUUAUUUAUUCACUCUGAUAAGAAGAGCGUUUUGACCAUCCAGUGCGACGACUCGUGAAGUCCCAGGUUCCCCUGAGCUCAUCCAGGAUCUCUACACUAGGUUUUCCUGUCACAGAUGAAUCCCAAUGCCAUGAUGUCAGUGUUUUUGUUCUUCAGUACUUCAGACGGGUGUCGUUCUGCAGAAAACGAGAGAGAGAGAGACACUAAUAAAGGUCAGAAACGGCGAUGUUUCUCAUCAAACGCGCUUUGAUUUCACUCAUCCAGAUCUCUCGUGAAGCCUGAUUUGAUUCUGAUGCUGACUGACCGGAUGCAUUGUCCAGAUUUAUCACAGAGCAUUAAAUCACAUCAGCAGUGAACAUGCAGACUUCAGCUGUGUGUUUUAUAGACACACCAUAGUCACAGUCUGAACUAUUCAAGGGCAAUUUGCCUAAAUAUUGUCUGUAAAUACAGCAGAUCUAGUUAGACGCCUCCCAGACCGAUGUUUGUUCUCUGUUCUGUUUGUAAGAUGAGACCCAAUCAAGUACAUUAAACCCCAGCAUUAAAAUGCUAAAUGUUGUGUUUAUACACAGGGCAGCUACAUUACAUUCACACAGUAACGCUGUGAGUAAAACACUCUUUCACACACACACACACACCAUAUCUGAUCUGAAUCCGGUGCUAAUACAACAGACGCUGUCUUUAAUUAAUACAUUUAGCCGUAAAACGUUGUAGCCAGACGCCCCUAGAUUUGUAUUAUUAAGCACUUGCAUGUGCUUCAUGUGUGGAUAUUACAGUGAAUAUGCAUUAAACUGAUCUUCGGUACACA
Messenger RNA from Onychostoma macrolepis, 3012 nucleotides. Its product is annotated as PC4 and SFRS1-interacting protein-like. Gene Ontology annotation, biological process: regulation of transcription by RNA polymerase II. The transcript has 13 exons. The coding region runs from base 141 to 2159 and encodes 672 amino acids. Gene Ontology annotation, cellular component: nucleus. NCBI's taxonomy places the organism in Eukaryota, Metazoa, Chordata, Actinopteri, Cypriniformes, Cyprinidae. Gene Ontology annotation, molecular function: double-stranded DNA binding; transcription coregulator activity. The record is from RefSeq and is a predicted model, not a curated record.